Volvox carteri f. nagariensis is the source of this 2115-nucleotide messenger RNA. RefSeq lists its product as uncharacterized. Gene Ontology annotation, cellular component: nucleus; chromatin; Ctf18 RFC-like complex. Lineage: Eukaryota; Viridiplantae; Chlorophyta; Chlorophyceae; Chlamydomonadales; Volvocaceae. Gene Ontology annotation, biological process: mitotic sister chromatid cohesion; maintenance of mitotic sister chromatid cohesion. The record is from RefSeq and is a predicted model, not a curated record. The transcript is spliced from 12 exons. The coding region runs from base 174 to 1604 and encodes 476 amino acids.
CAUCCUAAGAAGUAUUCCAUGCUACGUGCGAACCCUAAGGAUCUUCAAGGGAAGCCGAACUGCGUUACAAAAUCAGUCGAGGCAAACUAUUGGGAAAAGGGUUAAAGUCCAAAGGUUAUGGCAAAAGCUAUUUAACAAAAAAGUGUCACGCUACGUUGUGUCCGAGUCCAAAAAUGUCCACGCUGGGCUUGAAGCCUGGUCAGCCGCGUGCCAUUGCCUAUGCAGCCGAUGGUGUUCGCAGCGACCUACGCCUGCUCGAAGUGGAUGAAAAGCUGCUACAGGAGAUUAUGGAGAAGGGGGUCGUCAUCAAGGGCGGCGAGGAAGAAGAAGCCGUACUCGUCACCUCAUGCCGUACGUACAGCAUGAAACUCGUGGAGACGACCAACUUACAGUUGUUGGUGGGCCCGGAAGAGGAGGAGGAAGAGGAGUUCUUCCCCCCUCCUCAGUUUCGCUCCGCUGCUCGCCUCGGGGGUCCUGUGGCAGUGAACGCCACCAGCACUUCACAUAUAGAGCUGGUGGAAGUGGCCCCCCGAUUAGAUCCCAUAAGGGACUUGAUUUGGGCUCAUCCGUACGGCGUUGAGGACGAGCAACCUGCGGAAGGGGCUGGCGCGGAGACGGAUACGGAGAUGGCAGCGGCGGGUAUUGCGGACCUGGACACGUACAUCGAGGGGGGGAGGCGAUCGACAGGAGCCGCGGGGGCAGCAGCAGGCCGUGGAGGAGGAGGAGGGGGAGGAGGAGGAGGAGUGAAAGGUGGUUACACGUUUGGGGAGCUGUUGGAGAGGAUUCAGGCCAGUCCAGAGGAGUUACGAAAUGCGCUGGCGGCUGAGGGAGCGUUACAGUUGGCUGGUCGUUGGCGUGCAGUUGAUCCCAACUACCUGGGUUCGCUGCUUGAGCUGGUGCUGCUUACUGCCCAGCAGGAGGGUAUGCCGGUGGGGUGCCUGCGGGAGGACGUGUUGGUGGAGUCUUUGAGACAAGAUGGAUACCACCCUGACGUAGUACGGCAUUGUCUAAGCGUGUACGGCAAGUCAGCGGUGGGAGCUGAGUCCGAUGGGGGCCCUGGUGGUGCCCGAGGUAAUCCCCGCGUGUGGUGCCUGGAUGAAACCAAGGUGUGUGUCCAUUUCGCAAGCCGGGUGAUGGGCGGUCGUACCAUGCUGCUCAACGACUUCAUUGAAGCAUGGAAACGUGCCGUACCGUACGGGUUGACGCCGUCCCUAGAUAUGCUGCGAUCAGAGGCACUUAUCGACGUGUACGGCAAUCCCGCUAACCCCCCGGUGGAGUGGGGACACGCACAGACACGCACAGACACACAGACACACACAUAUGAGGAGGGUUCUGGAGCCGAUGCCCGCAUCAGCCCCUUCCCCGCAUCCUCACUGCCGCGGGAGCCGGGGGAGAGGUUCGCAGCGCUGUUCCGAGUAAGGCCCCGCUGGGAGUGGACGCAUAUGGAGCCGUACUUGGAGGGGAUGCAGGAGUGGUGUGUAAAAACAAUAGCGGCGGUAGUAGAAGUGUUGGUCCCAGGUCAGUCGGUGGAGGCCCUGCUGAUGAGGUUCGCACGUGCUAGCCAACCCACACCGGACGCUCCCCUCAUGUACUCGGCUAGAUAAGCUUUAGACGGAAAAUACUGACACGUGGACACAUUCGAUGGUAACAAAUGUUUAGCCUAAGACGAUCGGGAUCGAACCGAUUACCUAUUAGUACCACGCUCUAACCAGCUGAGCUAAGGGGCCCCAUUUUCCUGCAGCUGUACGACAGUCAUCACUGCAGCAACAACAGCAGCAACAGCAGCAGCAACAACAGUCACAGCAACAGCAGCAGACGCGUUGCGUGCAACAGUUGUGCUCUAGGUCAUUGGUGCACAGUGCAUGCCGGGGUCCGGGGCUCACCUACCACGCCUACUGUACAUAUAUUUGGGAGCUGUAGCAUUUUCGUUAUUGGGCUACCUCUGCAAGCCCGCCGGCUUCCAGAUAAACUGGGUCAAGGGGUGGCUGGCUGCUGAGUGGGUAGCUGGCUGUCAAAGGGACUCACGCAGAGGGUCUAGCGAGCAAGUGACUGAGGAUGGAAACCCACCCGCUAUCUAGCUGGCCUCUGGCUUCUCUCUUUUAAAGUACCAAAUCU